Messenger RNA from Cyprinus carpio (common carp), 4881 nucleotides. RefSeq names its product Tnf receptor-associated factor 2a (gene traf2a). Gene Ontology annotation, molecular function: tumor necrosis factor receptor binding; zinc ion binding; ubiquitin protein ligase binding. Gene Ontology annotation, cellular component: cytoplasmic side of plasma membrane; cytosol; plasma membrane signaling receptor complex. Lineage: Eukaryota; Metazoa; Chordata; Actinopteri; Cypriniformes; Cyprinidae. The record is from RefSeq and is a predicted model, not a curated record. Gene Ontology annotation, biological process: protein K63-linked ubiquitination; regulation of apoptotic process; tumor necrosis factor-mediated signaling pathway.
UCAUCAUUCGCCCUCUAGUGGACGCUACCAUCCACGCCAUGAGCAGCUGGAGAGAACACGACGCCUACCGUUACUCACGUUUUUAAGGAACACUAUAAAUAAUAUUAUUAAUAAUAAUAAUAAAUUAUGACCACACGUAUGACUGCACACGGCAAGAACGCUGAAUGUAAUUAAUACAAUGUUUCACAGCACUGCAGGGGUUUUUAUAAUGUUCGUUGGACCAUAAUAUGUGAAAUGUGUAGAAAGAUCCGUGUCUCUUCUCCGGAGCCUGGUCACAUGCGCGCUCGGGAAUAAUGGCUGCACAGGAACCCUCACCACCAUCUUCAUUAGAAGGCAACAAACCUGGCUUCCCCAAGAAAAUACUCGCCAACAAACUGGAGGACAAGCAUCUGUGCAAUAUCUGUCUGAAAAUCCUUAGGAGACCGUUUCAGGCGCAGUGCGGACAUCGUUUCUGUUCUUAUUGUUUUAAUAAAGCAGUGAGCUCCGGACCACAGAAAUGCAGUGCCUGUAUAAAGGAGGACAUAUUUGAAGAACCAACAUCAAUUUUGAAACAGGGCUGUGCUUUUCCCGAUAAUGCUGCCAAAAGAGAAGUUGAAGCUCUUGAAGCUGUUUGCAUCAAUGAGGAAUGCAGCUGGACAGGCACCAUCAAAGAAUAUGAGGCAAACCACGAGGGAAAGUGUGACUUCAGGAUCCUUCCCUGCCCAUCAUGCAAAGAGCUUCUGAGAGCCAACGAACUUGAACGUCACAAUGAGAGAGAGUGCCCAGAAAGGACUCUUAAUUGUAAAUACUGCAAGGAGCCAUUUCAUUUUAAAAACAUUAAGGCCCAUGAUGAGAUAUGCCCUAAAUACCCAAUGAUUUGUGAAGGUUGUGCCAAGAAAAAAAUUCCCAGAGAGAAAUAUGUGGACCACAUUAAACUGUGCACCAAAUUCAGAACACCUUGCAGAUUUCACGUUGUAGGCUGUGAUAUGAUGGUGGAAAAGGAGAAGAUCCAUGACCAUGAGCAAGCCUGUUCCUACGAGCACUUAAACCUCCUUUUGCACUUCAUCAUGGGCAUCAAGGUGAACUUAGAGUGUCUGCAGCCUCAGAGUCUGGAACUGGCCAGCCAUAAGAUCCACGAGCUGCAUCAGUCUCUGCGGGAGCUGGAGCUGAAGAUGGGCCAGCUGAGUGGAGCAGGGGCUCCCGUGCAGGGGGCUUGUGCGCUGCUGCCACCUCCGCUGGCUCCAACGCUGGGUACGUCUUUCACCCCACUCCCUACAGCGGUUGGGGCAGCCUUGGAGCUGCAGCUACACAGUGAGAAAACCAAAGUGGCGGAGCUCAGCCGUCGCUGUCAGGAGCUGGAGCUGAAGGUAAGCACCUUUGAGAACAUCGUCUGCGUGCUCAACCGUGAGAUGGAGCGCUCCGCUACCACCAUGGAGGCCUAUAACCGUCAGCACCGGCUUGAUCAGGACAAGAUUGAGAUACUCAACAACAAGGUACGGCAGCUGGAGAGGACAGUAGGCCUUAGGGAUCUCUCCAUCGUGGAGAUGGAGGGAAAGAUGAGGGAGAUGUCCGCUGCCACUUAUGAUGGUGUAUUUGUGUGGAAGAUCUCUGACUUCUCGAAGAAGAGACAAGAUGCUGUAGCCGGACGGGCACCUGCAAUGUUCUCGCCUGCAUUUUACACAAGCAAAUAUGGCUAUAAGAUGUGUUUGCGCAUCUAUCUGAAUGGGGAUGGGACGGGACGUGGUACUCACUUGUCUCUAUUCUUCGUGGUGAUGAGGGGACACAGUGAUGCCUUGCUUAAGUGGCCUUUCAAUCAGAAGGUCACCCUUAUGUUGCUGGAUCAGAACAACAGGGAGCACAUCAUCGAUGCCUUCCGGCCAGACAUUUCCUCUUCCUCCUUCCAGAGGCCUGUGAGUGACAUGAACAUUGCCAGCGGCUGCCCUCUCUUCUGCCCUCUCUCCAAAUUAGACUCCAAGAACUCCUACAUUCGAGAUGACACCAUCUUCAUCAAGGCCAUUGUCGACCUCACAGGCCUUUAAGGUGUCAGAUGCUGCUGCUCCGCCAUGCUCCUCUCUCCAGCCUGUAGUGGUUCCCGUGCAGUACUUUUUUUUCUGAGGCCUGUUCCCUCGGUCUGAGCUCUUUGCCGUGCUUGCGUGAGCCCAAAGAGACUAUGGUACCCAGUGCAAUACUGCACUGGGCGCGACACCACUCUGCAUUAUGUACCAAAAUCGUUCCCAGAGUUUGUGCAGUUCUACUGUAAUAUAGUUGCCCUUUGGGAACCUCUCACUCUCUCGUAGUGGGAUAGCUGUCAGCUGUGAUUGUAACGUAACUACUUGCCUGUGCCAUAGAUGUGGCACCUUGCCUUUUAUAGAGAUUGAGAAGACUUUCUCCACAAGACAGACGUCAUUUCAUUUCCAAGCGCUUGGCUUGUGUCGCACUCACUAUUUAGGUACUUUUUUGCUUUCCUUAGUGUUUGAGCUACUCGUAAGUGAAUGUUUCGUGCGUAGACUGACACGGAGUCACACUAACGAAUGAUGUCGAUGCGUUCAUUUUGCGACUGCGUAGUUAACUUGCUUCAUACGCAUCGACAGUCUUCUGACAUUCCCUUUGAGCAUUGUGUGCCUCGAAUGUUUCUCGUUUUCAUUGGCUCUCUGUAGUGGUGGACAUUGCUUGAAUUUAAAGUGCAGAAUUUGGGUUUCGAUAACCUGCUUGUGAGCUGAGGAGCUUGUGUGUGUGUGAAGGUGUGAUAUGUUUUUUGGCCUUCGUUUCCAUUUUCGGUGUUCUUUGAUGUAUUAGUUUGCAUGUUGGAUCUGUGGAAGAUACAUUCAAGUUAGCAGCAGACCAGGUUUACACCCUGAGCCUGAGAAGCGAAGGCAGUUUCAUUGUAAAAUCGCUGUCGAAGAAAACAACUAAAUCAUGCUGGUGUCAAAACCAUCUAGUUUUCCUUUGGACCUCAAAUGCCUCAUCAGCCGACGUGGUUAUACGCGAAUAAAAGAUGCAGCCUUUAGCCUAAAGGUAGUGUAAGUAGGACAGAUAAUCUUGUGUGCUUUAUUGUGACGUGGAAAGGCUGAUGCUUGUUAGCAUUUUGAUGUUUUCUUGUGUUUUUGGGUGUUCUGUUGAUAUUGUGCUGCUUUGGGCAAACAUUAUGGAUGCCAUUAAAACUAUAUGACUUGGUUUGGACCGUGUCGAUCAGUAUAAACCAAGCAGGUGUUUGAGAACUCGUAGUCAGUGAUUCCUAUCGUCUUUUUCCCAGAAAGGCUGUGGGGUUUGCAUUCUGUAAAUGUGCUAGAAAAUGAGGAAUGUGGUUUGUUAUGCCAUUUUUGAAGUAGCCUCAGUCCUUAAUAGACAGUCAGUUCAAUGCAUUUAGUCUAGUCCGUGGGAUUUCUUUUGGUUUAUUUGCAACCAGAGAAGGCAUUACUAUACAUAUACAAUGCAUAACUCCUACAUAAGGGCUUUUAGUAUACAGUACGUCUUCCAUGUGAGCUUUUUGGUCUGGUUAUUUUUUGAAACCGAGUCUGAGAUGCUUUUUAAAGAUGCCUUCAUGCUAACAAAGCACCUGGACCCAGCCUAUUUUCAAACCAGUUCCCACAGAUAUCGAAAUCUCUCUGUGCAUGAGAUGUUUUGAUAGAGAAGAAGAAGAAAAAACAUAUUGUAAAUUAUCGGUUUACUUUGUAGACCACCAUUUUAUUUGUAUUGCUUUAUCUUUUUUUAUCUGUUGAUUGAGAUGCAGUAUAUAAAUGUGAGUGUGGUAUAUUGUUAAUUUAAGUAUAAAUAGAUAAACUAUACAGUGUACACGGUUUUACGACUGAUGUAGCUGUGGAUAUAACAAAUAUGAAUCGUAAAUAUAUAUCAUAGAUUUAUAUCGAUAAUACAUGUACUAUUUCCUGUUGGGAUGGUUUCAAAAUGUGUUCGGGCUCUUUUUGGGCUUUGGUAAGUUCUCCUUCACUUUGGCAGCAUCCUCUGAGGGAAUGAGAUUCUGAAAGAUCUUCCGGUUUUUCCUCUCUCUCUCAAGAACCUGUCUACAUGAAUAAAUCUCACCGUCGUAGAUUUCCUCGCUUGCUUUUUGCCCCAAUGAGAUUUCAAAGUACUUGUGUGAAUAGUUCUACAGAUGUGACGUGCCUCUGUAGCCUAACUGCUUCUAUACAAAUGUUCUCUAUACAUAGCUUUAGCUAACAUUGCAUGUGGCCAGGAUGUUGUAUUGUAAAUCAUAUUAAUAAUAUUCUUUGAGAUUUUUGGAAAACACUUUUUAUUUGCCUAUUACUUUGAGUAGACGUCACAUGAUUUACUAGUAGUAGUGCACACAUUUUAGCUUGUGCAAUUAUACAAGUGUCCUUCCUGUUCUUGAGUGUGAAAUCUACUGUUUGCAUUCACUCAAUCUGGGCUCAUGUUCAUACGCUGAAUAGGUGAAAUGCUUGACUUUACGUGGGUAAGAGCCCCCUUUAUCUGUUAGAAAUAAUACGUUAACUGACUCUGACUUGCGUUUUAUUUUUGGAUAAGCAUACACUAACACUAGAAAUAUGCUAUUUUUUACGUUUUUGCAUACCGUUGAGAUUAAAACUCGCAGAAAUAAUGAUUUAUGGAAUCCAGGACUGAUUUUUUUCUUCUUCAGCUGACUAAGAUUUGUAUACUUUUUAUUUCCAAGGUUGCAUUUCAUAGAGGUUACUUUAAUAAUCAGACUUUCUACGUAACUUUGUAUGCCUUUCUCAUGGUGUCUCAGUGCCACUGAUCUUCCCGAUUCUGUUUUACAGAGCUAGAGAUGUUACUGUGAAGGCACUGUGGGUUUCUUCCGCUAAUUGUUGUAGUCAAUGUGCCAAGGAAGGAACCUCUGUGUGAUUCAUCCUGUUAUGAUUUAAUUCUCAGUGAAAUCUAAAAUAAAGUCUUUUCUGUUCUCUUCUUUCUCCA